Molecule: messenger RNA, 1668 nt
Organism: Ruditapes philippinarum (Manila clam)
Lineage: Eukaryota; Metazoa; Mollusca; Bivalvia; Venerida; Veneridae
Product: sodium-dependent proline transporter-like
Exons: 12
Biological process (GO): sodium ion transmembrane transport
Cellular component (GO): membrane
Source: RefSeq, a predicted model, not a curated record
CGCAGUUCGUAGGAGUAAAGUCCCUUGGAUUUACGUGCAUGCAAUUAUAAUAUCGUCUGAAAUCCAGUAUUUGGGUGUAAAAUGGGAGGUUUUAAGUGUGAUCAUCUGCUUAAAAGGAGUGACAAAAAGCAAGUUGAUAAAGGGGAGUACGAGUUAGCUGCCAACCAAAGUCCGGACCUGAACGAGUCCGAUUCUGUCAGUGAUGAUAGCGUCGACUAUGCCCGCGGUGUGUGGAACAGGAAAAUCGAGUUUAUACUCUCGGUGGUGGGCUAUUCUGUGGGUGUGGGGAACUUGUGGAGAUUUCCAUAUUUGGUUAUGCAGAAUGGUGGAGGUGCAUUUUUGAUACCUUUCUUUUUCUUCCUAAUAUUCUGCGGAGUACCUCUCUUCUACCUUGAAUUAUGCUUAGGGCAGUUCUCUGGAAUCAGCUGUCUAUAUGUGUGGAAAUUUUGUCCUCUGUUCAAAGGUAUCGGUUACAUGAUGUUGGUGGUAUCAUUUGUAUACUGCUGGUAUUACAUCAUGGUGAUGGUCUGGGUAAUGGUAUACUUUGUUCAGUCCUUCUCUGCGGAGCUGCCGUGGGGCAAGUGUGGGCAAUGGUGGAACACGGACUCCUGCAUUACCGGGCUUGAUACCCUAAGUCAGCAAUGUGGCGCAAACUGUACAACAAACUCAACAUUUAUCAAAGUGAAUGCGUCAGAUUUGGGGAGAACGGCUAGUAAAGAAUUUUGGCACCGAUAUGUGUUACACAAAUCUACUGGUCUUGAAGACGUGGGUACAAUACAAUGGCAUUUAGCGGUGGCUCUUAUUGUGGCCUGGGUGGUUAUAUUCUUGUGUUUAAUGAAGGGGAUCAAGUCUGUGGGGAAAGUGGUGUACGUUACAGCUGUAUUACCAUAUAUUCUUCUCACAGUGUUUCUAGUGAAAGGGCUAACUCUACCAGGAGCUAUAGAUGGCAUCACAUAUUAUGUCAAACCUGAUUUCUCUAUCCUCAAAGAUGGUCAGGUGUGGCUUCAAGCGGCAGUGCAGGUGUUUUACUCACUGGGACCUGCCUGGGGAGGUUUGAUCACAAUGGCUAGCUACAACAAGUUCAAUAAUAACUGUUUAAGGGAUGCAUUGAUAUGUGCUGCAGCAGAUGGGUUUACAAGUUUCUACGGUGGUUUUGUUAUCUUCUCUGUGAUUGGUUAUAUUGCAAAGGAGGCAAAUAUGGACAUAAAAGAUGUAGCUACCUCGGGUCCUGGCCUAGCUCUAGUCAUAUACCCUGAAGCAAUAACAAAGUUACCUAUACCUCAACUCUGGUCAGCUCUCUUCUUUCUAAUGCUAAUAUCACUGGGUAUUGAUAGUCAGUUUGGUGUGUUUGAAACGCUGUCAAGUGGAUUUCUGGAUACAUUCCCGAAGUUAAGAAACCGUAAAGUAUUAGUUACAGGCUGUUUCUGCGUCAUUUUGUUACUGUUGGAUUUACCAUACACUACAAAUUGUGGUAUAUAUCUAUAUCAAUUGGUAGACUGGUAUUUUGCAGCAUUCUGUGUGCUUAUUAUAUCUUUCCUGGAGUGUUUCCUCAUUGCCUGGGUAUAUGGUGCAGGAAGAUUUUGUAAAGAUAUCCAGCUGAUGAUAGGAAGAUCUCCGCCACUGUUCAUAAGAAUCUGUUGGUGUUUUGUCACUCCAGUUAUUUUACUU